CUUCCGACACGCUUAGACGCUAUGGCCUCGACUUCCCACUCCUCGAUCGGCGCCAAGUCCAUGUCAUCCGUCUCCUCCCGCGCCACGACCGCCACUGCCGCCGCCGCCGCCGCCGCCUCCGCCAUCGUCGUUGCCAGCCUCGUCGCCGCGCCGCCGCCCGACUUCUCCGCCGCGCUCACCGCCCUGCAGUCCGUCUUCGACAUCGACCGAUUUGACAGGUUCAUAGCGCUGUUCGGCGUGUGGCCCAACAAGGAGAUGGUCCUGGCCGGCGACUACGCCGGCUGGUGCAUCACGACCCAGUGCCUCGACCAGGCCUUCCAGCUCUCGCGCUCGGAGCUGCGGCUCGGCAGCUUCUCCAUCUCCGAGGCGUUCGUGGGCGACUUCUCGCCGAUCCGCUACGCCUUCUCGCUCCUGGUCGCCGCCGUCCUGGGCAACUUCUUCAUGUGGACCACGGGCAUCAUCGCGCGCCUCCUCUUCACCCACUUUGACGCGUCCAAGUGCAGUCUGCCGAGCCAGCUGCCGUGGCCCGACCCGCCCGGCCAGUCGCAGCCGUUCGACGUGCCGGUGAUGGAGGCGAGCGAGGAGCAGGUUGCCCGCUUCCUGGCCUUCCGCGGCGUCGCACCUCCGGCGUCCGACGCGGCGCGGCGCGAGACGGCCGCGCGCGAGGCCAUGGCGUACAUGCAGGAGCUGUGGGAUGCCAAGCACAGCGGCUGGUGCCACAAGCGCUACGCGCUCAACGAGAAGGGCCUCGCCUUCCCGUACCGCGCGCCCUUCAUGAACGACUGGAACUUCGUCAACGAGCACUCGCCCAGCCUGGCCACCGUCGGCUUCGGGCAAGUCGUUUUUGCGCUCGAGCAUUUCCUCGUCGGCACCGCGCUCCCGCUGCUCUACCUCUUCCGCCGCGACGACUCGAUCUUUUACUUCGUCAUGUACGCCGACAUGGCGUGGGAGACGUACGACAUGCUCGCGAUGUUCUACCGGCGCCUGUCGCCGACGGGCGCCGACUACACCAUCUCGCGCUACAACAAGGCGAUCGACAACGUGAUGGUGCCGCACCACAUCUUUGGCGUCGGGUUCGAGAUGAUGGCGCUCAUGGCGGGCCCGGGCAUCUCCAAGGCCUUCAUGGCGCAGGUGCUCAUCACGAACCACUUCUCGGGCGGCAUGAUGCUCCUCGCGAUGGCGGUCCACCAGACGCCCGCCAUGUCGUGGCCAAAGGCGCUGCUCAACUUCCAGCGGCUCGUCCUCGGCUCCCUCUACGCCACCCGCAUCGUCUGGUGGGGGCCGAUGUCGGUGGCGUGCCUUCGCCUCACCUACAUCUAUACUGGCGACUUCCCGGACUACAUUGCUAGCCUGGGCCUGCGCGGCCUGGGCUAUGAGUACCCGCUCCUCUCGCCAAUCUUCCUGGCUGUGUUUGUGCUGCUGGUCUUCUACACCCACUUCAAUCUCGAUCUCGUGCAGGUCAACAAGAAGCUGCUGCGCAAGGCCGAGGGACGUGCCGCCGCGGCAGCACGCGGCCGUGGGAUGUAAGCAGCGUGGCGUGUCUGCUAGAGGCACGUGUGUGUUAGAGGCGUGUGCUUUGGCGUGCUGGAUGCGCUCUCUCUCCACUCUCCUGUCGUCUUUUGUGUUUUGUCUAUUGAUAUUAUGACCCCCUCCGGCCUCGG
Emiliania huxleyi CCMP1516 is the source of this 1661-nucleotide messenger RNA. RefSeq lists its product as hypothetical. The record is from RefSeq and is a predicted model, not a curated record. The transcript has a single exon. Lineage: Eukaryota; Haptophyta; Isochrysidales; Noelaerhabdaceae. The coding region runs from base 22 to 1527 and encodes 501 amino acids.